Messenger RNA from Salarias fasciatus (jewelled blenny), 1949 nucleotides. Its product is annotated as GTPase IMAP family member 4-like. NCBI's taxonomy places the organism in Eukaryota, Metazoa, Chordata, Actinopteri, Blenniiformes, Blenniidae. The record is from RefSeq and is a predicted model, not a curated record. Gene Ontology annotation, molecular function: GTP binding. Bases 29 to 1276 code for a protein of 415 amino acids. The transcript has 2 exons.
CUUCACCAAGACUCACCUCGACCUCAGCAUGGACCAGAACUUCAACCAAAACCUGGCCGACAACCUGUUCAACCCCGCCAUGGCUGGAGGCUUCUUCAACCCAGCUAUGGCUGCAAACUUCUUUAAUCCAGGCAUGGCAACCAACUAUGAUUCUAACUUCACCAACAACAAUGAGCUGAGGAUCGUGAUGGUGGGGAAGACUGGAAUCGGGAAGAGCGCCACAGGAAACACUAUUCUUGGCCGCCAGUGCUUUGAGUCCAAGUUCAGUGCCAAGUCCAUGACGGUGGACUGCUCCAAAGGCAAAGCCACACUGUCUGGUCAGCAGGUGGCGGUCAUUGACACUCCAGGCCUGUUUGACACCAGGUUCGGCGAGAACAAAACCACCAAGGACAUUUGCCAGUGCAUCUCUUAUGCUUCUCCUGGACCACACAUCUUCCUGGUGGUCAUCAGGCUGGGCAGAUUCACUGAGGAGGAGCAGCAGACGGUGCAAAGGAUCCAAGAAAUCUUUGGCCAGGCUGCAGACAAGUACAGCAUGGUUCUCUUUACAGGAGGGGACCUGAUUGAAGGAACCAUCGAGGAGUUCCUGACUGAAAGCCCAGAGCUGCAGGAACUGGUGUCCAGAUGUAACAACCAGUACCACGUCUUCAACAACAAGAACAAAGAUCCCUCUCAGGUCCAGGAGCUGCUGCAGAAGAUCAGAAACGUGGUGCAGAAGAACGGAGGAAGCCACUACACCAAUGAGAUGUUCCAGGAGGCUGAGAGGGCCAUCGAGGAGGAGAAGAAACGCAUCCUGGAGGAGAAAGAGGAGAAAAUACGCAAAGAAAAAGAAGAGAUGGAGAGGAAGCUGCAGGAGAAAUAUGAUAAAGAGAUGCAGAGAAUCAAACGAGAACUGCAGGCUGAGAGAGAGAAGGAGAGGAAGGAGAGAGAGGAGGAGAGGAGGAGGGAGAGGGAGGAGAUGAACAAAGAGAGGAAGCGGGAGAGGGAGGAGAGAGCUGAAGAGAGGAGGAGGGAGAUGGAGGAGAAGGAGAAGGAGCUGGGCAGAAUGAGGGAUCAGUUUGACAGAGAGCUGAAGGAGAAACUCAACAACAUCCAAACCAGGCAUGAAGACGAAGCCAGAGACGACGCAGAGGGUUUCAAUCCUUUAUAUCCUCUGGUAAUAAUUGGAGAGACCGCUGUCAAGGCAGGAAAGGAGAUUGUUGGAGGGGUUCAACGUUUGGGAGAGGCCUUUGGAAAUUUGUUCACAUCAAAAGUAGAAAGUCCUUCUUUAACAGAGUGAAGUGAAGCUCCUGCAGGUUCCUUCAGAUCAUCACACUGCCCCCUGGUGUCCAUAGAAGGAAGUCUGAGCAGAUGUUUAUCAUGGAGGCAGGCUGAUGUUUGUUACACCUCUCUUUCUCUCUUACUGUUUAAUUUUCAUUUAUCAUUAUCAAUAUUACUGUUUGCUUUGCUCGAAUAUCCAGUAAAAGAAAUGUUCUGAGAUCUCUCUGAUACUUUGUUCUUUGUAUUUUGAAGUGAUUUUAAUCUCCGAAUUUCGUCUUGUGAGUACUUUGUUUACCUUUUGGUCUCAUUUAGAACCAGUGUUACAGGUGUGGCUUCGUGGCGCUGUCGCUCUCUGGGGUCAGCAUAGCACCCCCAAGAAGUACAGUUUGAUUCAAAAAGAGUGGAUUAUUUAGACUGUUUCUGUGUGAACAAUGAGGCAUCAUUAUGUUUUGUACCACAGAGCUUCUGCUUCAUGUGUGCAACUGCUUUGUGCACAGUUCAGUGUGCUCGUGUUGGUUUGCAGUAGAAAAUAAACGAAAUUCCUCAACAUUCCUCAAAUGAAAUACCACCAACAAAAGACAAAUCUCUGACUCCUCCCCGGAUCAGUGCUGAUCAGUGACUUGCUGUUUUUAUCUGAAUUAAAGUUGUGUCAAUAAAAUGAGUCUUUUGUGAUCUGUGUUCAGCUCUCAGCA